This is a messenger RNA of Teleopsis dalmanni, 1548 nucleotides long. RefSeq lists its product as uncharacterized. The transcript is spliced from 2 exons. NCBI's taxonomy places the organism in Eukaryota, Metazoa, Arthropoda, Insecta, Diptera, Diopsidae. The record is from RefSeq and is a predicted model, not a curated record. Bases 109 to 1497 code for a protein of 462 amino acids.
CACAAGAAGUACUUGGUUCGCAGUUUUUUACUCAUCAUAAUUUUACUCGUGUUUUUGUUAAUAUUAAUUAUAUACAUCAAUGGGGAUUUAAGAGAAGAAAAUAAAUUAAUGCAAAUUGUUUUGGAUAGAAGAGAAGUGCCCGAUGAUAAGGAUAUAGUCAAUGCGGUUGAUAAGGAACUUCCAGCACUGGCACUUAAUUUUUUGUACGCAAGUCGAUUUAAAAGUUGGAACAAGACAUGUGCUCCGUAUCCUACAUUAUUUAAUAUAAAAUUCAGAAAUGUGUAUUAUCAAGAUUUUGAAAAUAAAAAUGUUAGUUUUGCUUUAUAUGGUGCAUAUUAUGACAAUCGAACGGAUGUGUCAGGCGCACCAUUGAUACGCGUGCUAAGUAUGGUGAAUCAAAUAGACGAAAAGUUUCCGAAGAGUUAUUGUCAGUUGUGGUAUGAAAAUAAAACCCAGCCAGUAAUAAUACCAAUAGUUGAAUAUAAGACCAUUUGGUAUAAAAAGUGGGGCAAUUCAGCUAGAAGUGUUUAUCCAUAUUUACUAAGUUGUAUUAUACCUGAAGAGAAUAUGAAUGAUAUACCAAUAACUGUGUCUUUGGUGAAAGAAGAGUGUGACAGAGCAACAAAUAAUUUAAAAAUAAGUUAUGAAUUACCAGAAAAACCAAAAACAAAAAGUGGUUUUGCCGUUUGUGUUAAAGCAUUAAUGUAUCCUUUCGAGGACUUAUCAGCACGUAUUGUUGAAUGGCUGGAACUGUUGCGUUUGCUUGGUGCAGAUAAAAUUAUUAUGUAUAAAUAUAAAACACAUAAAAAUGUUACAAAAGUUUUGGAUUACUAUCAGAGUACAGGCUUCAUAGAUGUACGGCCACAUACAUUUGCAAGAGGCGAACCCAACUUGUCGAAUUUACAGAGUUUUUUGAUCAAAAGUGAUAGACUUAAUAAGCGUCUUAACGAAUUGGUGACAUAUAACGAUUGUUUCUACAGAAAUAUGUACAAAUACAAAUACAUAGCACUCAUUGAUGUAGAUGAGGUGAUUAUGCCACUUGGUAAUUGGACCAAUUGGUAUGAUAUAAUAAAAUUCGGGGAACAACUUACAGAUGCCGAUGCGAAGUGUUCAACUAAUGCAGGAUAUUGUUUUCAGAAUGUUUACUUUCCAAAAUAUGCAGAAGAGCCGCCUUAUUAUAACGAUCUUCCAAGUUACUUUUAUAUGUUGCAACACGUAAAAAGGGUGGAAAAACAUUUGAGAAGAGGGAUGGCCACAAAAUGUCUACACAACACGGAAUAUGCAUUAAGUUUGCAUAACCACUACAGUUUGAGCUGGGUGGGUUGUGGUGCGAAAGAUAUAAAUUCCACUUAUGUGCAAAUGCAGCAUUACCGGGAACCAGACGAUAAAGAUACGCUGGAACAGCCUGUAAUAGAUGCAAAUAUUAUGCGAUUUAAGGAUCAAAUAUUGGAUCGCUCAGUGAAAGUUUUUCGUAAACUGGGUUUUAUAAAAAGUUGAUAAUUAAAUCAAUAAGAAUAGUGGAUAAAAGUAGGUACCUAUAUUUCAAAA